Molecule: messenger RNA, 1943 nt
Organism: Aplysia californica (California sea hare)
Lineage: Eukaryota; Metazoa; Mollusca; Gastropoda; Aplysiida; Aplysiidae
Product: carbohydrate sulfotransferase 8
Biological process (GO): carbohydrate biosynthetic process
Cellular component (GO): membrane
Molecular function (GO): sulfotransferase activity
Source: RefSeq, a predicted model, not a curated record
AUGCUUCGCAGAUACAGAUCCCUGAAAAAACUGGUCUACGCUGCGGCUAUCCUGUUUACAACGAUCAUCCUCUACGCUACGACAAGUCCAGGGAAUUACGGGGACGAACGUGACGAUGCUUGGGCACUGCCAAUUAGAGAUGAUGGAAAGGCAAGAUUGAUAGGUCACAUCCUUAUACGAGGUGCCUUUGGGGGUUCGGCCGGGGCACAAAUCCGCGUGGAUGUUGGGCUGUUAGAGCCCUUGCACCGGCUACCACUGGGCCCGUUCGAAGACCACCCUAUGCCGGUGGUUGUAGAAACACUACAGAUGCAGAUACCAACUUUCAACGAGUCUAAAUCUGGACUGGCGCCUACCAAUGUUCAGAACCCUGUGGCACCAGUCGCCUCUGCCCCAAAAGCCCCGACUUCCCCGGUGACACCACGCCCACCUGUACCCGCCCCCGCCAACGCCCCCGCGCCAGCAAACAACCCUGCACUUGUCCCAGGCGCAGCGAAACCACCCGUACCCCCUGCAGCUCCAGCACCCCCUCCCCCUCCACCGCCUCCUCCUCCCCCUCCAACUCCACCCCCGAAACCUCUGCCGGACCUCGCCAAAGCAACUGCUGAGAUCUCCCAGCGUUUGGCCCAGACUCAAGCACAGUGCGACAAGUUCAAAGUGCCCAAUGUUGUAGACUCUGACGUGUACCUUUUGCCCAAAUAUAAUCUCUCUUACUGCAAAGUGCCCAAAGCUGGCAGCACAUACUGGGAGCAGGUCUUCUCUUUCCUCAACAAAAGUCCGCAAGAACUGGCUUACCUAGGAUUUAAGUCCCCCUUCCAGAUCUCAAAAUACGACAUACGCUACACCAGCCACUUCAACCUCCCUCGUCGUCAUUGGAAAACAGCGGAGGACAAAGCAGAAAUAGACAAAUCUUUUAGGGUGCUGUUCGUUAGACACCCGUUAGAGCGACUUUGGAGCAGUUACAUGGAGAAAUUUUACCUCAUCGACUUCUGGACCACCCUCGCCCUGCAGAUGAAGACAGCCGGCUCGGAGCAGAAGUGUCCGAAGUCCGUGACUUUCCGGGAGUUCAUUGACUUCACGAUGCCGUUGUUUAACGAAAACUGGGCACCAGUAACAGAGCUCUGCAACCCGUGCACAUACAAGCCGCACAUCAUAGGCCAUGUGGAGACGAUGCGGGAGGACACUUUCUACACGUUCAAACAGGCGAAGCUGGACUGGGUGUUCAACGAGCAAGACAAAAUUUCCCGAGAGGAGAACAUGAUGAUGGACUUGGUGGUGUACAAUUACCAGAUACACAGCAUCAACUGGUACAGUUUUUACCAUAGGUGUUUCUCACAGAAAGAACUAGCCAUGCGUCUCUGGGAUGUGUUCAAAAAGGUCGGGUAUUUUUCCUCCCAUGCCGGUCUCCCUGACAACCUCCCUGACUACAACCAGACCACCGUCAUUCGAGAACUCAGGAUACAAAUGAAAAAGUUCAGCCUUGGGCGCACCAACGCUCGAGCACAGCAGCUCAAGGUGAUGAAGAGGGACUUUGAAUCCUUGUCCAAGCCGGUGAUGGCUAAAGUGCUCGAGAAAUACGCAAUGGAUUUCCAGUUAUUUGGAUAUAGCACACAACUUCCUUCUUCCUAGGGUGGAUGGGUUAAGUGCAUGAGUGUGAGAGAGGGGAGAGGGGGAGACAUGAGAGACAGAGAGAUGUGGGGGGAUAGAGCAUUUCCUUCUUUCCUAAGUGGAUAUAUGAGAGCUCCUUUACAUAUUAUGAGUGUACGCAUCGCUGAGUGAAUUAGAGAUCGAGGAUCAAGUGAGAGAAGGAAAGAAGGAGAAGAUAGAAGGAUAGAGAAAGAGGGGAGGGUAGAAGGGAGAAGGGCGGGGAAUAAACAGACAGAUAGAAUAGAGAGUGAGAGAGGGGAGAAGAGAGGGAGACAAGAGAAAGAAGGAGAGAGAGAGAG